Molecule: messenger RNA, 1281 nt
Organism: Puccinia triticina
Lineage: Eukaryota; Fungi; Basidiomycota; Pucciniomycetes; Pucciniales; Pucciniaceae
Exons: 1
Coding region: 1-1281 (426 amino acids)
Molecular function (GO): nucleic acid binding; zinc ion binding
Source: RefSeq, a predicted model, not a curated record
AUGCGUGCCGAUAAAGGGAAGGCUUGCGCGUUUUCAGAAGAUCUACCCGAGGAAACCACGUUCCAACCAAGGCUCACGGACAGAAUGAUUGGCUCAUCUGCCACGAAUUGGCGACAGACGGAAGGCCCUCCACAUGUCCAGAAUCUCUCUCCACAACCUCUCAAUCAAACCGAACCAACAACCCCUCCUCAGAUGCCAUCGCAGGCUGACAUUGCCAGCCUGAUAGCAGAAAUGAGACUUCAGCGUGAAGAGGAGCGCGCCAGACACCACGAAGUGAUGAAUCGCAGGGCAGAUCAGGAUGCAAGGAUCAGACAACGGUCGUUACUCGAUGAGGCUACUAAACUCUCGGCUAUAGCUUCAGCGGCGGUUAAGAAAAUCCACCCCGAUUGCAUCCUGAAGAUCAAUGGAUCAAACAUCACCGAGUGGGAAGCUGCCCUGGCCGUCGUCGCUUUUGAGCGCUUUCAAUACCAACACUUCUACACGCCCGCUGAAGGCUAUGUUGCCGACCCGCAUCACGAGCAGAUUGCCCGUGAAAUCAUACACUCCUCAGUGCACUGCGACUUGGCCUACGACCUUUUGGACCUCAACAACUCAGCUGAAGUCGUCCAGCACUUGACUAGCAAGUUUCGUGUGAUCAACAGAGCGAAGCAACUCCAAGCGUGGGAGACCCUCAAGAAAAUCAAUCUUACCGACUACAGCAGUUUGGCCAAGGCAAUCGCAGCAUUUGACAGAUGCGCAAAAACGUUCAUCGAGCAGCGUGUGGAGUUCACGUGGGACACCGUUAUGGGAUUCAUCAUGCAAUCAAAUCUCAACACCAAUCUUUGCCCUGUCCUGGAUCGCAAAGUAGACCUCUUCAUGGAGACCCAUGAAUCUGAAAAUCCGAUCUCCAACGACAUCCUCCGGUUUUGGGAUGCAGCCCGCUCUGAACAACGACUAGCGGAAGAAACAGGACGUGCGGAGUCGUCUGCUUUAAAAGUCUCACUAGCUAGCCAAACAGACUCUAGCUUUUCAGGACCCGUUUCAGGCAGCGUUUCAGGAAACGUCUCAGGUUCAAUUGAAGACUCAAAGAUCACUGCUAUGGCAGUACAGAAGCCUCUGGAUUGCUACAUAUGCAAGCAAGUUGGACACAUCGCUCCACAUUGCCCAACCAGCCGCAAGAAUACACAAGCUCAACGUAACACCGGCACCGUUCCCCCUCCCUGUCUGAGCUUUCCCUCAUGCUCGGUUACUUACAAUUACAGCCGCAUUCCCUACAUCAAACCAUCCCAACCAGAAGUUUGA